Messenger RNA from Rotaria sordida, 1299 nucleotides. NCBI's taxonomy places the organism in Eukaryota, Metazoa, Rotifera, Eurotatoria, Philodinida, Philodinidae. The record is from the annotation of a GenBank genome assembly.
AUGCUGCCGGAUAAACGAAUAAUUGCGAUAGCAGCAGCGAUUAUACUAGCUGUGGCUUGGAUAUUUUAUGUUGCAGGCAACGCUGCUCCGUCAUGGGGUCAACAAGAUUCUGAUUAUUUGCCGAAUAAUGGAAACAUAGUCCAACAAGUUGAAGAAAUAUUUAACACAUAUCGAACACCAUUUUGUCUUAAUGAACAUCAUUGGUAUGUUCAAUGUGAUUGUAAUCAAAAUAAUCGAGAUGAAAAUAUUCAUUUAUAUACAAUACCAUAUUGUUCUAAUAGAUUAACUCAUCUAGAACUCGAUACUUAUAGAUCAAUUGGUCGCCUUGAUUUAAUACAUAGUUCCGAUUGGGAAUAUCUUGAGAAUACAGAACUUUCUUUAUUAGCCAAUUCGCCAUUAGGACAUCAAUGUGAAGUUCUUUUAAUAAAAGUCUCAGUUCAAGAAAAUAUUUUUGAUCUUAUCAAUACAAUGUCAAAUCUUCGAGCUUUAACAUGUUCGAUUAUUUCACUUCAACAAUUGGAGUCAAAUUAUGAUGAAGUAUCAUCGAAUACGAUCAAGAAUGAUCUCCUCUGGUUACAAAAUCAUUUGUCAUCUACGUUGUCUAUUCGUCUAGAACCUCUUUUUAAAUUAUCACAAUCAAAUGAAUAUUCAAUAAAAUUAUCAUAUUUACAAUUAGUUAAAGAAAGACAAUCAUCAAAUAAAAAUAAACUUGUUCCAUAUAAUUCUAUAGUUGGUGUAGCUUCAUCAAAUGUAAUUGCUUAUUCAAAUGGUAAUGAUACAUAUUAUUCAAAUGAAAAUCAUUAUAUAUAUGGAAUAUAUAUGGGAUUAAAAUGGCAAUGUGUUGAAUAUGCACGUCGAUGGACUUUUUUUCGUAAAAGUUCAAUAUUUGAAAGUGUUGUAGGUGCUAAUGAUAUAUGGAAUCAAAUAAAAUAUAUUGAAAGAAUUAUUGAUAAAGAAAAAUUUCCAUUAAAAAAACAUUUCAAUGGUUCACCAAAUCCACCAAUAAAUGAAACAUAUUUAAUUUAUCCAAUACAAAAAGAUAUGCCUUAUGGUCAUAUUUCUGUUAUUGUUGAUGUUUUAAAAAAUUCUAUUAGAAUUGCUGAACAAAAUUUUUAUUUUACUUAUUGGAAAGAUAAUUAUGCUCGAGAAAUUCCAUUUGUAUAUAAAAAUGGUCUUUAUUAUAUUGAAGAUGAAUAUGAAAUUUAUGGAUGGUUAGAAAUUGAUGAUUCAAAAGAACAAUUAAAACCAUUAAAUAAAUUAACAAUUGAAAAAAUUCAAAUGAAAUAUGAAAAUAUGUGA